Molecule: messenger RNA, 1528 nt
Organism: Cydia fagiglandana
Lineage: Eukaryota; Metazoa; Arthropoda; Insecta; Lepidoptera; Tortricidae
Exons: 4
Coding region: 1-1455 (484 amino acids)
Source: RefSeq, a predicted model, not a curated record
AUGCUGUGUUUAUCCAUAUUCAUAUUACUACAAUCAUCAUUAACAUAUUCAUCAGUGACGAAAACACAUGUUACAUACUAUUGGAAAACCACAGAAGAAAUCGAUAAAGUCUACGACUACUGGAACCAUGGACCAAUACACAUCCCCGGUUUACAAGAUAUUUUUACAGUCACCACUGAAAACUUGGAUAAGUUCCCGCCAUGGCUGACUAAAAGUACAAAAACACAAGGAUAUGCUACACCAGCAAGUGCAAAUCCAAUUACUACUACUACUACAACAACAACUACAGUAGAAUCAAGUGAUGAAUCAGAAAUAAUUGAAGAGACAACAACGGAUAAGACAACAGCAAAAACUAAACCAAUAGCAACAACUAUAACAAUAACGACACAACGUAAACCACCAAAAAUCAAAAUAAUUGAAUCAGAAGAGGAUGGCACAACAGAGCCGUUCUCGGUGUUUUUGAGGAAACUAUUCAGAAAUCUGUCAGUUAAAAGCCUCCCCGAAUUGCCGGCGUUGGUUGAGCCGUUUCUCACAUAUCUCGAGGAAUUAGCAAAUGAUCAGCUAAAAUUUUACAUUCCCGGUGAUGUGAUCAUCCCAUUUAUAAAAAAGUUUGCACAGGAUACAAGAAAAAUAAUAACGCCUAGUGCCCCUGAGGCGCUGCAUGCAAAAGUUUACCAAGUGUACACUGCGUUGGCCAAUCGCAGCACGGCGCUGAAUGCCAACGUACUGAACACUUUAGACGACACGUUUGACGAGGCUGAAGAGGAGUUUAUGCAGAAUACUCUGCACGACGUUAAACUGUUCCCUGAUUCAAAUAAAACUGGCCAGGAGAUUGCUCAUGGUCAUAAAGAAUCGUAUUAUAGCAAAAGAAAAUAUGAAAGUCUUAAACGUAAAUAUAAAAGAUUAAAAGAAAUAUUGGCUGCACAGAGAGGAAAUUAUCGUAGCGGGCCAAAUAAAAUAAAAAAGCAUAUUGAUAUAAAUGUGAAGAACGCAGAUAUGAAACUCAUACAUCCGAAAAACUCUGAUAUCAGUAAAAAACCGGCUGCAGAAAUAAAUGAUAGCUCAUUUAAAUUUAAAAUUGAAACUACAACGCCAACAGUGAAAGAAAAUCUUAGAUUUAAACGAAUCAAUUUGUUCUUAGACGACUAUGAUACUAAAGAUGAAAUUAAUAAGGAAAGCUAUACUAUUCGUAAUAAGGGUAGUUAUAGAAAAGCUUUUCCGCUAAAUACUGUAGUUGUUUUCGAAUCAAAUGAUUCCAAGGACGCAGAAAAAGAAUUAAAGGAGAAUAUACAUGAUACGAUAAGACAUAUGGAAUUUGAUAAUAACAAUGUGUCCAGAAGUUAUCACGAUGAUAAUACGUCUACAGUCCGCAUCAUAGAAUCACCGGAAACGGAUGUUGAGGCAGUAUUGAAAAGCAACAUCUAUAAAGCUGUGAAGAAAAUGUUGAAAAAAUGAAACCCGAAUGCGUAGACAAUAUUUUUGAAGUUGUACAGAAUGGUCAUAGCGGAAAACAGCUAAUUAUUAAAAA